GCAGCAACUCCAAAACUUUCAAUCUUGAAUUAAUUCACGACAUCGACGACCAGAUUCGACCAACACCGCCAAGAUGUCGAUGUUUCGGGCCAAAAAGCUAGAUAUUGGCUGUUAUGUCAAUAUAAAGACAAUCCGAGAUCACUCCAAGCGAAAGGCCUUCGCUCAAUUCGAGCCUGAAAGACAAGCUCUCCGAUAUAUCAUCCGAAAUACCACUCUUCCCCCGCGAACUCGAGCCGAAGCCCAGCUACAAUUGACACAAAUGCACUGCUAUACCCGACCCACACAAAUCCGAGGGCGAUGUAUUUUAGGUGGCAAGGGGAGAGGUAUAUUCCGUGAUUUCAAGCUCUCAAGAUAUAACUUCAGAAUGCAAGCUCUAGCAGGUAACCUCCCAGGUGUGCGCAAAGCUAGCUGGUAGAAUGAAUAUGGCAGCAAGAGGAGGUUGUAUGAUAUACGGACACGCUAUAUCGAAUCACGAUAGAUAUUCGCGGCGCAAUGGAUGUAUAUUAUUGUAUUAGGACCUCACAACUUGAACGAGACCCCUAUUUUAUGAUCGCGACUACUACACCGAUUUCGGACUCGAGAGUCUUAUCGUUAUGUGAAUAGCUCUUUCUGGUUUUAUUUAUUAGGGAAUUAUGGCGGGGCAGAUUACUCCUCCUUUAAGCACAAGGAAGGGAAAUUUAAGUUUUAGAAUGCAUGUCUUGAAUUUCUGAGGUAGGUACGAACGG
This is a messenger RNA of Hypoxylon trugodes, 725 nucleotides long. RefSeq lists its product as uncharacterized. NCBI's taxonomy places the organism in Eukaryota, Fungi, Ascomycota, Sordariomycetes, Xylariales, Hypoxylaceae. The coding region runs from base 74 to 415 and encodes 113 amino acids. Gene Ontology annotation, biological process: translation. Gene Ontology annotation, molecular function: structural constituent of ribosome. The transcript is spliced from 3 exons. The record is from RefSeq and is a predicted model, not a curated record. Gene Ontology annotation, cellular component: mitochondrial small ribosomal subunit; ribosome.